UUUUCCAAAAUUUCAAUUUCCAACCCGCGUGGAGCUGGACGGCUGGACCUACCAUCUCAAUCCACGCAGCAGCACCGGCACAACACAAUACAAAAAGCUACGAAGCAAAGCUCCCGGACGCAUUACACGCUCUAAGGACCAAAACCCAAGCACCCGAAUUCGGCAAUGGAGGGAGGUGGGGAGGAAGAGUACCUGUUCAAGAUCGUGAUAAUUGGGGACUCCGCCGUCGGAAAAUCCAAUCUGCUGUCGCGGUAUGCCAGAAACGAGUUCGACCUCCACUCCAAGGCCACCAUCGGAGUGGAGUUUCAGACGCAGUGCGUGCGCGUUGAGGAUGGUAAGGAGGUCAAGGCCCAGCUCUGGGACACCGCCGGCCAGGAACGCUUUCGAGCCGUUACUUCUGCCUACUACAGGGGUGCCCUUGGUGCUCUUCUCGUCUACGAUGUUAGCCGCAAGGGUACCUUCGAGAGUAUUCCCCGCUGGCUCGACGAGCUCAACACUCAUUGCGAUACUACAGUGGCAAGAAUGCUGGUUGGAAACAAGUGUGAUUUGGAAGAAAUUAGAGAAGUAAGCAUAGACGAGGGCAAAAGUCUUGCAGAAGAAAAAGGAUUGUUCUUCAUGGAGACCUCUGCCCUAGAUUCUACAAAUGUCAAAAGUGCUUUUGAGAUUGUUAUUGCGGAGAUAUACAACAACUUCAGCCGGAAAGUUCUCAACUCUGACUCCUACAAGGCUGAAUUAUCAGUUGACCGGGUGAGCCUGGCUAAGAAUGGAGCUGACUUAUCGAAGCAAAAUGGGAUCAAUCUCUCCUGCUGUUCGAGAUGAUUUUUGUUCUUACAUUUACCAGUAAAGUUCUGGCCGCCUCGACUUAUCUUCAAAUUGUUUGGGUACACAAUGAUUCCCCUGGCAGAGCUGGUUAAUUCAAUAUAUCAUGAUACUUAGUUUGGGGGAUUUCUAAUUAAAAUGCUAAUAAAAUCAUUUUAAAAAAGACUUUACUGCUA
This is a messenger RNA of Malania oleifera, 995 nucleotides long. RefSeq names its product ras-related protein RABA5c-like. The coding region runs from base 166 to 819 and encodes 217 amino acids. NCBI's taxonomy places the organism in Eukaryota, Viridiplantae, Streptophyta, Magnoliopsida, Santalales, Ximeniaceae. Gene Ontology annotation, molecular function: GTPase activity; GTP binding. Gene Ontology annotation, cellular component: endosome. The transcript has 2 exons. The record is from RefSeq and is a predicted model, not a curated record.